Molecule: messenger RNA, 1771 nt
Organism: Hibiscus syriacus
Lineage: Eukaryota; Viridiplantae; Streptophyta; Magnoliopsida; Malvales; Malvaceae
Product: UDP-glucuronate 4-epimerase 3
Exons: 2
Coding region: 106-1419 (437 amino acids)
Source: RefSeq, a predicted model, not a curated record
CCACCGAAGCAGAGAUACCCAUUACUACAAAUCUAAGAAAAUAAAUAUAUAGAUAAAGAUAUCCUAAUUCAACGUCUUUUUUUGUUUCUCCAAAUAACCUUAGAGAUGUCAAAACAAAUGUCUCAUCUUGACAACAUUCCAUCAACUCCGGGGAAAUUCAAGAUGGAAAAAUCACCCUUCGUUCACAACAGGCUGAGGUGGCAUUCCUCUCUUGCAAAGCUCGCAUUUUGGUCAUUUAUCUUCUUGGCCCUGAUCUUGAUCUUCUUCUUUCGAUAUCCUUCAUCUAAUCCCCUCCCGCAAGAUCCCUCUCGGCGCUCGCUCCGUACGUAUAAUUGGGGCGGACCCGCUUGGGAGAAAAGGGUUCGUUCCUCCGCGCGUGCCCGUUCCCGCAAUGGCAUUUCCGUUUUGGUCACCGGAGCUGCCGGUUUCGUCGGUACCCACGUGUCGGCUGCUUUGAAAAGGCGCGGAGAUGGUGUUCUUGGACUUGAUAGUUUCAAUGACUAUUAUGACCCUUCACUGAAAAGAGCUCGGCAAGCGCUUCUGGAACGAAGUGGGGUUUUCAUUGUUGAAGGAGAUAUCAAUGAUUCUGCUCUUUUGAAAAAGCUUUUCGAGGUCGUUGCAUUUACCCACGUUAUGCAUUUGGCUGCUCAAGCUGGGGUCAGGUAUGCAAUGGAAAAUCCUAGCUCUUAUGUGCAUAGCAACAUUGCUGGUCUUGUUAGUUUACUAGAAGUAUGCAAGUCAGCCAAUCCACAGCCUGCGAUCGUGUGGGCGUCUUCGAGUUCGGUUUACGGUCUUAAUACCAAAGUUCCAUUUUCUGAGAAAGAUAGGACUGAUCAGCCUGCUAGUUUAUAUGCUGCUACUAAGAAAGCUGGUGAAGAGAUUGCACAUACUUAUAAUCAUAUAUAUGGACUUUCUUUAACUGGUUUGAGGUUUUUCACGGUUUAUGGUCCUUGGGGAAGGCCGGAUAUGGCAUAUUUCUUUUUCACUAGGGAUAUCUUGAAGGGGAAGUCCAUACCAAUAUUCGAGGCAGCUAAUCAUGGUACGGUGGCUCGGGAUUUUACCUACAUUGAUGAUAUUGUGAAAGGGUGUUUGGCAGCCCUGGAUACUGCUGAGAAGAGUACUGGUAGUGGAGGGAAGAAGAAGGGUCCGGCUCAAUUGAGGGUAUAUAAUUUGGGGAAUACUUCGCCAGUGCCAGUUUCGGAUCUUGUUAGUAUCUUGGAAAGGCUUUUGAAAGUUAAUGCUAAGAGGAAAAUUAUGAAGUUGCCACGAAACGGGGAUGUUCAGUUUACUCAUGCCAAUAUUAGCUUGGCUCAGAGGGAGCUUGGGUAUAAGCCCUCAACUGAUUUGCAGACUGGUUUGAAGAAAUUUGUCAGGUGGUAUCUCAGCUACUAUUCUGGAGGGGAGAAGGCUGCUAGCUAAUUCAUUCUUUGAAUUGUGGUAGGAUCCUCCGAAUUCUUGUCUGUUCAUUAGGCAAUUAUCGUUGUUUCAUACAUCUUUAGUGAUGCCCUGUAAGGAAGGAUACUGUGUCCUACAUGGAAGAAGUUUUGUGAUAACUGCACAUUGUUUGCUGGCCAGGCACACGUUGUAUCAAAAGAACACCGGAAAUUAUUUUUUUCUUUUCAUUUUUCUGUCCCGUGGAAUGGAAUUGUUGUAGUUUUGGCAUUUAGAAUUCAUGAACUGAUAGAGCAUAAGCUGAUCGUUGGACAUGUAUCAUUGGUAUGCAAUUCCAAUAAAAUAGAACUGGAUAAUAUGAUCUUUUUUUCCUUUGGUC